This is a messenger RNA of Scylla paramamosain (green mud crab), 5022 nucleotides long. Its product is annotated as fanconi-associated nuclease 1-like. Gene Ontology annotation, cellular component: nucleus. The transcript has 14 exons. Gene Ontology annotation, molecular function: 5'-flap endonuclease activity; 5'-3' exonuclease activity; flap-structured DNA binding. NCBI's taxonomy places the organism in Eukaryota, Metazoa, Arthropoda, Malacostraca, Decapoda, Portunidae. Bases 680 to 3529 code for a protein of 949 amino acids. The record is from RefSeq and is a predicted model, not a curated record. Gene Ontology annotation, biological process: interstrand cross-link repair.
AAAAAUUGCUCUUUGUUGAAAUAAUUAUCUGCUGGUGUUGUAACAUUAUAAAAUUAAAUUUGGCACCAGUGUUUAUAUGAAGUGGCAACACUGGACACAAGAAGAAGAGGCGCGGGAGUUUCUGCUUUACGAGGGGAUGAUUACAUCAAGAUAUGCAGAAUGUGAAGGAACUUUGAAAUGAGUCUGCAAAAUGAAGUUGGUAAUGCAGGAAACAUCACCUCUAUUAUUCUAAACCAAGGAUAGCUAUGAAACUGCCACAAGAAAACUAAUGCAAGGAAAGUGAAAUAAUUAUAAUCAAGAGAAAUAUAAAAGUGAGACUGAUUAUACAGUACAAGAGUAGUUUCCUUCAAUGUUUUACAUUUGAAUGUAAUGAACUCUCUAUUCUUGUUCUCACAUUGUGCUCACAAACAGGAAGUCUGAGAGUGUGAACACUAGAACAUACCCUUCUUUCCAGUGCUCUGAAGUGACUUUUCAUUUGUUUGAGUGUGUUGCUCUGAACAGCAGAUGGGUGUAGGAGGUGAGAGUGAAGUGAGAGAAUAUGCAAACAGAGAUAAUGGUGAGGUGCACAUCAAAGGAAAUACACCAAGGAAUAUUAAUGUAACAUGAGUAGUGAUGUAGGUUGUCAAGGAUAAUUGUAGCCUCUGUGCCUUGUAUUAUAAUCCACCAUUGAACAAGUGAGAUGAAUGUGAACAGCAGUGUUACCAAAAUAAAAAGCAUGAUGGAUGGCUUGCAGACUCAGGAUGCAAGAGAUGAGCUUAUGAGCAGGAAAGCUGAUGGAGCAAAUAAUGAAACUGAGAAUGGUGAAAUGGAAGAGACUGCUGGGGAUGAAGAGACUGUCAAUGGAGUAUCAAAGAGUCUGGAGCAAAUGAAAAACUAUAACAUGAAUAAAGCAGUUUUUAGUCAACUGAAGGCCCUCACCUCUGAGGCAAGUGGCAACUCACCUAAAAAGUCAAGCAUUCCAUCAAGGGGUGAGACAAGAAAGCUGUCAGAUGACUCGGACACGCGCUCACAAAUUGCACAGUGGUGGCAGUCAAGGCGGCAAGGUUCCCCUAGGAAGUAUCACCAAGGCCUUAAGCAAACAGGAGUGCUCAUGAACUCCUCAAAGUCAUACCCCAUCAUAGCCUCCUCGAAGAAGAGCACCCCUCCAUCUCAUACAUCCCCUUCUCAGACUGGCCCCAACCCCUCCCCACAGAAAGACAGUGCCAGAAAAGCCCUGUUUAGAAACACUCCUGGAACUUAUCUAGAGAGUCUCAUGAUUGUGCUAAAGACUGUGCUGUCACAGCCACAGGAUGUUGCUCUCCUGGGUGAGGCAGACAUGGGGGUAAUCACUAGCUUCCAGACACUCUCACUGGCUGCACAGAAACUGUAUGUGCGACUCCUGCAGAGGAAGUUGGAUCUGAAGAGGCUGUCAAAGGUCGUGUACGAUGAUGUGUGUGCACCUGAGGAGAUGGGCAAUAUUGUGGAGGAGUUGGUAGAUGCUGGAUUCUUUCUCAAAGAGGAAGACUUGGGGGGCUUGCCAGAAUUCCUGGAAGUUCUCAGUGUUGCUGAGGUACAGACAUUAUGCAAGGAUAUGAAGGUGUCAACCAAAGGCAAGAAAGAGGACCUGAUGAAGGCUUUGAUCAAGUUUUCCAAACAGCAGCCAUCUAUUCAGACAUUCUUUACUUCCUCAAAAGCUGCCUCUAGCUCCUCAUCCUCCACACUGCUCAAAAAAGCAAGGGAGUUGGUGGGGCCAUGCCUAAAGCUGGACCCUGAGGUGCACCGAGUGUUCCUGCGGGUGCUGAUGCUGUAUGGGCUGCCUUCAUACGAUGACAUGGAGGAGGGAGGACCCCAGGCUGCCCUCACUGCCAUGCUGCUCAUCAACCUGGGGAAGAUGAAGUUCCCAGCGUAUACUGUCAACAGGACAAAGGCAAUAUUCCGCACCCGAGAUGACCUGCUGAGGUUUGAGAAUUGUUGUCAGAUCAAUACAGAACUGCAGAAGUGUGUGGAGGACAAAAAAUGGGAGGCAGCUCUGCAACACUGUAAGGUGGCCAAAGACAUCUACCAAGAGCUUAUCAAAGAUGAUGACCUGCUGCAGCAUGACCGCUCCCUGCCUAGGUUUUUGCGUCGCUUCACCACCCUCUCCCUGCUGGUGUACAUCCUUAGUUCAUCGGUUGAGUUCCUGCAGAAGAUGCGGCGAUAUGAGGCUGCAGUGGAUCAGCUGGCAGAGUUGCUGAGCCAAGACACUUAUCUUCAGGACCACCGGGGUUUGUGGUACAACCGUCUCUCCCUCAACCUGCACUCACACCUCAGGAAGCCAGCUAAGGCACUGGAGGUCAUUGAGCAAGGCUUGUGGGACCCAGAACUCCAGGUGGCUCAUCGCCUCACCCUCAGCACAAGGGCACGACGUCUGGCUCGCAACGAAACUCUAGCCAAGCAGGUAGCAAGCUUACCACUAGAGCCACAAGUGGUGCUCCCCAAGGUGGUGAUACAAGGACGUAGUCUCCAUGGAGACAUGCCAGGGUAUAAGAGAGCCUUCAUCCGGCAAGAUUCAGACCGCCAUGCUGGAGAGGGUGCUGUCACCCUGUGCUCAGUAGAAGAGCUGGUCAUUGGACAUUAUCAACAGAUGGACUACCCAGAAGGUCUGCACAUGGAGGGCACAACUGUGCGCUCGCUGUUUGGGAUACUCUUCUGGGAUGAGUUGUACACCUCUGUACCGGAUGCCUUCAGGUCCCCUCACCAGGCUUCACCUCUUGAUCUGCUGGAUGGAGACUUCUACAUUGCCAGGAAGGAGCUCAUUGAUAAAAGAAUCAGUGACAUGUGUAGCUGGACAGAGGCAGAAACUGAUGCUGAGAUAGAGCGAGUAUGGCAGGAACAUAAGGAGGAACAAUGCCUGGUGUCAUGGCAAAUCUUCAGCAGCCUAGCCUAUGUCCAGGGGUUGGUGAAAAGUCUUGGCCUUAAGGUUUUGGCGGCUGUGUUUCAACGUCUUGCCCAUAACUACAGACACUUUCGCAGUGGCUUUCCAGACCUCAUUGUGUGGAACCCUAACACCAAGAAAGCUCGCAUAGUUGAAGUAAAAGGCCCAAAUGACACACUCUCAGUGAAGCAGGAAGUUUGGCUGAACUACCUUCUGACACGUGGAGCUGUUGCAGAAGUGUGUCAUGUGGAGGCAAUUGGGGCCAAGAAAAUGAGAUCAUCCCCUCGCAAAGCUUCACCCAAAAAAGUAUCACCAAAGAAGACUGGAAAGAGAGCAAAUAAUAGUGAUGAUGAUUUGGAUGAAGAUUAUGUCUACAAAGAGCCAAAGAAAGCUAAGAAAGACCACGAAAGUGAUGACGGUGAUUACUUGGAUGAAGAUUGCAGUCAUCCCGGACAGAGGAAGUCCACCAGGAAAAAGAAAAAUGGUGGUGAUUCUGAUGAAGAUUUUGUGUGUCCAAGCCCAAAGAAGACAGUCAGGAACACUAGAAGUCAUGGUCGUAGCUUAAGGCCAAGAUCUGCCACUGAGAAGACAGCACAGGGAAGGGGUAGAGGAAGGGGAAGGAGAGGGAGGAAGUAAUUAUUCGUACAAGAUGUCAAAUACCUAUUGCAUAGAAGUAAUUUUAUUUUAGGUAGUAUAUUUUGUAAAUUUGUAGUUGUGAAAAAUUAAUCAAUAUUCAGAAUUUAUAGAACUUAAAAGGCUGGGUGCCUUGCCUAUUUUUAGUGAAGUAUCCUGUGAGCCAUCACACAGCAAAGACUCUUUGCUCAUAUUUAUCACAUUGAUACAUAUUUUUUUGGAGAACUUUUAAUAUGGACAAAAAAUAUUAUGCCCCAGGUUUAAUAUUUUAUCAGUUUCUUGGAAAAAAAAAAAAGCUCCAAGUGAAAUGCGUAAUGUAUUGUCACAAGAUAACUUAAUUCCUUAAAUACUAAACCUGGAGGAUAUAACAUAGAUGUUUGACAGGAAAACAAAAUUGUGUCGUAAUGAGGUGAAUAUGAGCUAAGUAAUGAAAAGUGUGGAGUGGUGUGAGCUUGGCUUUGUUGAAGUCAAAAGGGAGAUAAGAUGCCAAACAGUCACAGCAUUCCCUAAUCACCUGUGUGCCUGUCCAUUAUGCAUAUUUGAAUAAAGUGACUUAUUAGUCAGAUGUGAAUGGGAAGGCCUCUGGUACUCUUACAAAUAAAUAAGCCUUCCAACAUUUUUUUUUUUUUUCUUGUCAGGAUUUGAUUUGAUCUUAGGCAAGUUCAGCACAGCCUUUUAUAUAAGGCACUCAGCCUUCUGUCCUAAUAAGUGACCACCUGUGUUCAACUGGGCACCUGGCCUUUAUUGGCUAACUAAAGGAAUUUAUGCUAGUGGCAUUAAAUCUGUGAUAAGUGCCAGUUUACCCUGAAAAACAAAAAACAAAAAAACAAAAACAAAAAAAAGGCUAGAAAACAUUAACAUAACCAAACUAAUACUGAGUAUUCAUGAAGUCUUUCAUAUCCAAAUAAUACACAUGUCCUUUGUUGUAUGUAACAUUUUCUAUUGUUCUGAAAAACCAAGCUAAAAUUCCUCUUAUAGGAAAAUAUAAUCCAGACAAAAUUUCAUAUCAUGUAUCAAUGUGGGAAUGAAAAUACAGAAGAGAGGAUUGCCAGAUCCCUCACUGCACCCUUUUCGGUCACUUUUUUAUGAUGCACAGGGAAAACAGUAGCACUAUUCUUCCAGCCCAGCUGCAAUGUGCAGCCUGGCAAUCCUCCAAACUAUAUGAAGAGCAGAAAUGUCACUUAAGUAUAAGUGAAAUUCUUAGAAAUUCCUGCGAACAUAUAAUAUUCAAUGCACAAAGUGUUUUUCAAUUAGUAUAGUAUAACAUAUUUGGUAUGUAUCUAUAUAUGACAGCACUCCAUGGUUUUUAUGUUACAGGAAAUACCUAAUUGAAUAUAACUGAACAUGUAUGUUGAAUCCUUUAUCUUUUGGCCAAUUUAAGAUGUAGAGAAGAUUACUCACUCCAGCUAAUCUCAGCCCAUGGAGAUAAAGCUGUGUUGUCAUCAAGGUAAUUUCAUGAAAUGAUCCCUUGAACUUGUAAUAAAUUGCAAACCACA